Phyllostomus hastatus (greater spear-nosed bat) is the source of this 951-nucleotide messenger RNA. Its product is annotated as olfactory receptor 51L1-like. Gene Ontology annotation, biological process: G protein-coupled receptor signaling pathway. Gene Ontology annotation, molecular function: olfactory receptor activity; G protein-coupled receptor activity. NCBI's taxonomy places the organism in Eukaryota, Metazoa, Chordata, Mammalia, Chiroptera, Phyllostomidae. The record is from RefSeq and is a predicted model, not a curated record. Gene Ontology annotation, cellular component: membrane.
AUGAGGAUGCCCACCUUAUCAAGUGCCAACUUGAGCUUCUCUACAUUCCUGCUGACAGGCUUCCCAGGUCUGGAAUGGGCUCACCGUUGGAUCUCACUGCCCAUUUUUAUAGGAUACCUUGUGGCCAUCCUGGGUAAUACCACCAUCUUGCAUCUGGUACGAACUGACCCUUCUUUCCACCAGCCCAUGUACUACUUCCUGGCCAUCCUGGCUGUGACAGACUUGGGCCUAUGCAUGUCCACUCUUCCCUCAGUGCUGAAAGUGCUGUGGUUUGAUGCUCGGAUGGUGCGCCUAGUGCCAUGUGUUCUGCAACAGCAUUUUCUACACUCCUUUUCCUUCAUGGAGUCAGCUGUGCUCUUUGCUAUGGCUCUGGACCGCUUGGUGGCCAUCCGAUUCCCACUGCACUAUGCAUCUGUGCUCACUGGGCCUCGUGUGGCAUUGGCAGGGCUUCUGCUGGGCAUGCGAAGUGCUGCCAUUACUGCAGCACCUUCACUGCACCUAUUGAAAUUUGACUACUGUCAUCCUGGAGCACUGUCCCAUGCUUACUGCCUUCACCAGGACAUGAUCCUCCUGGCUUGCUCUGACACGUUUCAAAGACUCUAUGGGCUGUGCAUCAUCAUGCUGGCCAUGGGUUCUGAUGUCCUUUUUAUCCUGCUCUCUUACACUAUCAUCCUCCACACAGUGCUGGCCAUUGCCUCGGCAGGGGAGAGGCUUAAGGCCCUCAACACCUGUGUCUCCCACAUUCUGGCUGUGCUCUCCUUCUAUGUGCCUGUGCUAGGCCUGUCCAUUGUGCACAGAUUUGGGCACCACACUUCACCCCUGGUGCACACCCUCAUGGGCACUGUGUCUGUGUUCUUCCCACCCCUGAUGAACCCAGUCAUCUACAGCAUCAAGACCCAACAAAUCCGCAGGGCCAUUCUCAAGGUAUUUUCAUUGGGGAAGAUGCACUGA